AUGAACGAUCAGCAACCAGACCCAUCAACGCCAACAAACGCCUUCGACUGGGUCCGCAAUUUACAGCGCCAGAUCCAGCAAAAUGCCCGACAGCUAGCCCAACACCACGAGGUGUUACAGCCAGUACAUGUGCUUCUUAAGGAAAAUGCUCAACUUAAGGAGGACAAUGCAAUGUUGCGCAAGAAAUUGGAUGAUUUGCAACACAACACACAGCAGCAGGAGAUCACACACAAUACUGAAAUGGUAUUUGACGAUGAGGACGACUCGCGAGAUCCAAUUGGGAAGGCAUGUGAUAAGGUAGCCGCAGCCAUGGCAACUGUUGCACAAGCAGGAUCAUCCACCAAAGAUUCGAUUCAUGCACAUGCAUCGCCAAUGAAAAAAGUGUCGUAUGCAAGUAUUGCAAAGAAAAACAGUACCCGUACACAACGAAGAAAACAAAGAUUGGAUAAUCCUACUGAUGGCAUGAUUGCUUGGGCCAUGAGAAAAUUCACCAGCAACACUACGGAGACUAUGGAUGGUAAUCAACGUGUACCACAACGUGCACGUUAUGGCAUUGUCUAUCUGAAAUCACCCCAACGAACAUCGCAUGGUGAAGCACGACGCGCUCUUGCUAUCUUCAAGAUACCACAAGCAAGAAUCAUCGAUGUACAUUUCCCGAUCCGCGGCAUCAUAGGAUUGUUGAUUCAUGCAGACUUCAAAGCCGAGUUAUUGGAUUUACUUAAACAGGCAAAGGUAAACCCUGUAGACUUCACCCCCACAGCAGCAGCAACAAUUAUCAAUCCGGAAUAUGCCGAUUAUACUAAUGAACAACGUGCGGCCAAAGCGAAAGAGCUCUACAGCAAUAGGAUGUUACGUGCAUGUGCCCGCUUACCUAAGGCAUACCUCGGAGCAGCUAUCUUGCGACAUUUUGUGUCUCUUGCAGAAGAUGAUCCACACCAUAUGGAUGCAAUCGCUGAGAAACAAUUUCAAAUCAUGCGCCCAAGAUUAACACGUCGUGAACGUGCAGCUAUAGUAAUACCACCGAUUGAGGAAGCUCGGCGUUUGCUCCUAUCAGAGAGCAACGCUGAAAUGGAUACCAAUGCAUAA
Lichtheimia ornata is the source of this 1086-nucleotide messenger RNA. RefSeq lists its product as uncharacterized. NCBI's taxonomy places the organism in Eukaryota, Fungi, Mucoromycota, Mucoromycetes, Mucorales, Lichtheimiaceae. The transcript has a single exon. Bases 1 to 1086 code for a protein of 361 amino acids. The record is from RefSeq and is a predicted model, not a curated record.